CCCGGGCUGGUGGGGUCCGGUCCCGGUGUGUCAGCCCCUCCCCCCCGGGCUGGUGGGGUCCGGUCCCGGUGUGUCGGUGGCCGGGAUCUGAUCGGUUAUAAACUGGCGAGCGGCGCGUGGAGGCGGUGCGCGGCCCUCGCGCUCGGGGGUCACCGCCUGCGCGGUGACGUGCGGCCGCGCCGACACCUGCACACCAGCGUGGACCUCUGUGCUAAAAACCUACUGAAGAGAUUCCUCUCCAAACCGAGAUACAAGAAGAAGUUUUGGUAUGAAAGCCCUGUACUGGGUUCACAGCUGCUUUACAAGCCCUCAAGUUUGGAGAAUUUAUUGAAGCCUCUGCAGAAGACAAAGAAAGAUGAUACAAUACGAAAACGAACACUCAAUAAUGUUUUCCACAAAGCUAUUGCGGAACUGUUUAGCACUCAUGAGAUUAGCCCCGAAGUGUAUGACCUCAAUGUGGAGAUCUCCAAGGUCCUGCUGACUUCGGAUUUUUCAGCAUGUCGCGUUUACUGGAUAACAAGUGGUGUUGCAGAUAAAGAUGAUCACAUUCAGCAAGUCCUAGAAAGAAAUGCUGCCCGUAUAAGGCACCUUCUCAUUACUCAUCAAGUCAAGGGCAACAUUCCUUCAGUGGUCUUUGUUAGAGACAAGGAAUUUGCAAUAGUAUCUGAGGUGGAAAGAUUGUUAGAACUUGCUGACUUUGGCCCUGAAGAAAAGACGCUGGAUGUGGAACAAACCCAGGACUUUAGUGAGGUUGCUCCAAACAGUUCCUCAGAGUGUAUAGUUUCUCCAGCAUCUACUGCAGUCUUGUCUGACCUGCCUCCAACUCAUAACAUUAAUCUUUUUGGUAUCGACCAUGAUUUACUUAACAAGCAAAUACUUGACUACAAAAAGAGGAGCAGUGAAAAAUUGUUUGAAACAAAAACCUUUGCAUUGGCAGAACAGCAGCAAGAACAACUAGCUCUUCUUAGAAAACUGAAGAGAAUCAAGAAGAAAAAGACAAAAUAUGGAUUUGAUGAUGACAUUACACCUGAAAGAUUCUUGUCAGAAAAAUAUAAUGCAGAAACUAGAACACGUGAUGUGUUUUCAGACGGCGAAAAGGAACUAAAAGGGAUUGAUGAGGAAAUCAAUGAGCUGGAAACAGAUGAUGAAGAGGAUCGAAAAUAAACUAAAAUCUAUAGAAAAAUGUACUAAAUGAAUAAAGUUGUAAAGCAAUACUUAUACAUGAAA
Molecule: messenger RNA, 1227 nt
Organism: Callorhinchus milii (elephant shark)
Lineage: Eukaryota; Metazoa; Chordata; Chondrichthyes; Chimaeriformes; Callorhinchidae
Gene: rbfa
Product: ribosome binding factor A
Exons: 7
Biological process (GO): rRNA processing
Source: RefSeq, a predicted model, not a curated record